Messenger RNA from Spodoptera litura, 811 nucleotides. RefSeq lists its product as uncharacterized. The record is from RefSeq and is a predicted model, not a curated record. NCBI's taxonomy places the organism in Eukaryota, Metazoa, Arthropoda, Insecta, Lepidoptera, Noctuidae.
CACUACCGUGCAAGUGCAUCAGUGCAUCUGAGCUCAGAUACAACACAGACCUCUCCACAUACAACAUGCUGAAACUGGUGGUGUUGUCCUGCUUGGUGGCGGCCGCAGCAGCCGGCGCGCUCUUACCGUACGCACCCCUCGCCUACUCGGCGCCCCUCGCCUACUCGCCACCCUUCGCCUACGGGGCGCCAUUGCUGGCCCCCUACGCCCCUAACUACCGCGGCCCUCUAUCCCUGGCGCCUGGCCAGCCCGCCAACAUCCUCGCGGCUGACGGCAGGCCGCUCGACACCUUGGACGUGAACCUGGACCGCUCUGCACACUACACCGCCAAGGCCCUGGACAACGCCGGCUUCCACAUCUUGAAGAAGCGCUCCGCUCCCCUAAUCGCGCCUUCGGCACCCUUCGCCUACGGGGCGCCAGUGCUGGCCCCCUACGCUCCUAACUACCGCGGCCCUCUGUCUCUGGCGCCUGGCCAGCCCGCCAACAUCCUCGCGGCUGACGGCAGGCCGCUCGACACCCUGGACGUGAACCUGGAUCGCUCCGCACACUACACUGCCAAGGCCCUGGACAACGCUGGCUUCCACAUCUUGAAGAAACGCUCCGCCCCCUUGAUCGCGCCCAUCAGCCGCGUGGCGGUCGCUGCUCCCUUGGUCCACAGUUACGCCGCUCCCUUCGCUUACUCUGCACCCGUCAUCAGUUCCCGCCUGGCCGUGGCUCCCAUCAGCUACGCUGCCGCACCCCUCGCCCAUUACUGGAAAUGAAGAACUUAGUCCACUGAUCAAUUGUAAAUAAACCGACUACAGAUUAAUUA